Messenger RNA from Aspergillus affinis, 1143 nucleotides. RefSeq lists its product as uncharacterized. The transcript has a single exon. The record is from RefSeq and is a predicted model, not a curated record. NCBI's taxonomy places the organism in Eukaryota, Fungi, Ascomycota, Eurotiomycetes, Eurotiales, Aspergillaceae. Bases 1 to 1143 code for a protein of 380 amino acids.
AUGCCCCCAUCACCGAACCAACACCUACUCAACACCUCCUGGACACUUCAUCGCCUCUCGCCCCUCCAUCAUGGCAAGGAAAAUCAAUCCCUCCUCGACAACCCCGCCGCAUUAAAUACCUACGCGACGCGACUCCGCGACCAACUAACCGGGAAUGCCGUCUCGGGUAUCUCAGCCAGCGCCGCCGACGAUGAAUCCUUGUCUCGAACCGGCGCGUUGAAAACCUGUGUCUGGGAAAUCCUACCUAGUCUUUCGCUUCUUGAUAACUCGGCAGCAGCUUUUACCGCCACUGAUCACUCCACCGGGGUGGGCAUUUCCGUGACGCUAGAGUACGAGAAUAUCACAUACAAAGCGGCCCUGCUUGCGCCGCUGCCUGGGGACGAUGCUUCCUCAUCUGAUCGAAGAAAAGGCAAGGGGAGGCAAAGGGAGCCAUCCAUAUCUACGUCCACGCACCUCCCCCUCCUUAUGACGCGAUUCCCGAACCCCCUCCGCCAAACCUUCCUAUCCUUUCUCUCUGCCAAUUUCGACACCUACGUUUCCAACCUCCGUCUCUCGUCGAAUUUCAUGUGCUCGGCGCUGGAAACAUAUCUGUAUGUUUUGAACCCCGGGCUUGAUGAUUCAGACUCUGAGACCGAGCCCGUCCCCGAUCGUCUCGCUCAGAAACAAAUCCUCGAAGACCUCGUCAAGGAACUACAACUGACGGUGGCGUUUUCGCCAGCCGUCGCGCCCGCCCUGCGUUCGCUGAACGUGAAUGUGCCGCGGGCGUCGUUGGGAAAGAUUCUCUUGCCAGCGGAUCCCGGGUCCGAGUCGUCGUCCGUCCUGAAGGGUCUGUCGAAUUAUAUUCGCGCGCAGUUGGCGCUGGAUUUGGAUCUUGCCGGGGAUUCGGAGGAUUCGGCGAUCGUGAAACAGCAUGUCAGGGUUUCGAAGAUCGCGUGUGCGGGGUUUAAUAUUGCGGGUGAGGGGAGGUUGAAGCUGGUUGGGCAGGCACUAGGGUCAGGAGGUGGGGAGGAAGGAGGAGGUGAAGAUGAAGGGGGUAGUGGCGGUUUGAGUGAGAAGAGCAGGCUUGGGUUACGUGCUAAUGAGGCUUUGCUUCGUGCGGUUAUUCGCAGGGCUGUUGCGACGGGGGAGAAUCAGGCAUCAUGA